CUGAUGCUAUGUUUCUGGUCUUAUCAAAUCUUACGGGGCUUAAACUGCAUGACCUGGCACCGGAAUCUGAUACUGAUGAAAGCGACGAGGACACUGCAGGAACUAAUGGAACAAAAGGAGAGCCAUGCUGUUGUACCCAAGUUCGUAAAUGGAAACAUGGUUCGUACACUCUGGUACAUGACAAUGAGAUUGAGGGGGACAGAGAGUUCGCCUUGGAUGUUCUUCUAUAUAUUGGCUGUGAAGGAUGGGAGCCUGAUCAGGGAGGGAUUACCAGCUACAUAGCACGAGGGGAGGAUGAGGAGUUGUUGUCCGUGAGUCCAUCCGAGAACAGUCUGGCACUGGUGUACCGGGGCCAAGACACAUUACAUUUUGUCAAACACCUCAAUGUCAGAUCUAGAAAGCUGCCCAAAAGGGAAUAUUAUGACAUAUGCUGUACGUACUAUGAAUAAAAUCAAUAUAUUGCAAA
Molecule: messenger RNA, 466 nt
Organism: Pecten maximus
Lineage: Eukaryota; Metazoa; Mollusca; Bivalvia; Pectinida; Pectinidae
Product: prolyl 3-hydroxylase OGFOD1-like
Exons: 4
Coding region: 9-449 (146 amino acids)
Biological process (GO): regulation of translational termination; peptidyl-proline hydroxylation
Cellular component (GO): cytoplasm
Molecular function (GO): peptidyl-proline dioxygenase activity; iron ion binding; L-ascorbic acid binding
Source: RefSeq, a predicted model, not a curated record